AGAGCCCCUGCCACGAGUAGAGUGCUAAGCAGUAGGCAGCCAUGGCCAAGUCACAUCUACUGCAGUGGCUGCUGCUGCUGCCGACACUCUGCAGCCCAGGCGCAGCUGCUGGGUCAGCCUUGUCCCCAGAUUGUGCACAAGGCCCUAAAUUCUGGUGCCAAAACCUGGAGCAAGCGGUACAGUGCAGAGCCCUGGGGCACUGCCUACAGGAAGUCUGGGGACACGUAGGAGCUAAUGACCUGUGCCAAGAGUGUGAAGAUAUUGUCCACCUCCUCACAAAGAUGGCCAAAGAAGACAUUUUUCAGGACACAGUCCGGAAGUUCCUGGAGCAAGAGUGUGACAUCCUUCCCUUGAAGCUACUUGUGCCCCGGUGUCGCCAAGUGCUUGAUGUCUACCUGCCCAUGGUUAUCGACUACUUCCAAAGCCAGAUUAACCCCAAAGCCAUCUGCAGUCAUGUGGGCCUGUGCCCACUUGGACAGCCUAAGCCAGAGCAGAAGCUAGGCAUGGUGAACGCUACUCCAGACCUUCUGUUGAACAAGCCGGUCCUCCCCGCACUGCCAGGAGCUCUCUUGGCAAGGCCUGGGCUACACACACAGGAUCUCUCUGAGCAGCAGCUCCCCAUCCCUCUGCCCUUCUGCUGGCUUUGCAGGACUCUGAUCAAGCGGGUCCAAGCUGUGAUUCCCAAGGGUGUGCUGGCCGUGGCUGUGUCCCAGGUGUGCCACGUGGUACCCCUGGUGGUGGGUGGCAUCUGCCAGUGCCUGGCUGAACGCUACACAGUACUCCUGCUAGAUGCACUGCUGGGCCGUGUGGUGCCGCAGCUAGUCUGUGGCCUUGUUCUCCGAUGCUCCACUGAGGACGCUGUUGGCCCAGCCCUCCCUGCUCUGGAGCCUCUGAUAGAAGAAUGGCCGCUACAAGCUACUGAGUGCCAUUUCUGCAAGUCUGUGGUCAGCCAGGCCUGGAACACCAGCGAACAGGCUAUGCCCCAGGCCAUGCACCAGGCCUGCCUUCGCUUCUGGCUGGACAGGCAAAAGUGUGAGCAGUUUGUGGACCAGCACACGGCCCAGCUGCUGGCCCUGGUGCCCAGGAGCCGGGAUGCCCACACCACCUGCCAGGCACUGGGAGUGUGUGAGGCCCCGGCCAGCCCUCUGCAAUGCUUCCAAACCCCGCGCCUCUGAGGAGAACUCGGUCUCCAGGGUACCUUAUACCAAAGGACCAUAAGUCUCGGCUUGCACCCUCAACCCUGUGUCGACCUGUAUGUCCCAGGCCAACCACAGCCCAACAUGAGUUGUUUCUGUCUCCUCUGGGAAUGAGGUGUAGCAGGCCCAUGUCUUCUGGAAGCCUUCAGAAGGGGCUUCAGGGCUUUACUCACACCAGAGCGAAGCUCAGUCCAACAGCUCCCACAGCCCCCCA
Acomys russatus (golden spiny mouse) is the source of this 1410-nucleotide messenger RNA. It is a transcript of the gene Sftpb, whose product is annotated as surfactant protein B. NCBI's taxonomy places the organism in Eukaryota, Metazoa, Chordata, Mammalia, Rodentia, Muridae. Gene Ontology annotation, biological process: sphingolipid metabolic process. The transcript is spliced from 11 exons. Bases 42 to 1175 code for a protein of 377 amino acids. The record is from RefSeq and is a predicted model, not a curated record. Gene Ontology annotation, cellular component: lysosome.